Rangifer tarandus platyrhynchus (Svalbard reindeer) is the source of this 1680-nucleotide messenger RNA. NCBI's taxonomy places the organism in Eukaryota, Metazoa, Chordata, Mammalia, Artiodactyla, Cervidae. The record is from the annotation of a GenBank genome assembly.
AUGUGGAUCAGCUUCUUCAGACUGCGGCUGUCCUGCUGUCUGCUCGCAGCGCUGAUGGUGGUGGCGCUGGUCAUCAGUGUCACUCAGGUGGAGUACUUGGACCACGAGACCGCUUCAGCCACGUUCAUAGACAGCGCUGGGCAGUCCGCGUCCUCCCAGGUGGUGAGAGCCAGCCGGAAUCCUUACUGCGGCUAUGAGCGCCAGGCCCUGUCCAGCCGGGAGCGCCUGGAGGAGGACUCCUUGCUGGCCGCCCUGCAGUGGCAGGAGCCGGACGUGGGCCCAGUCCCCUUUCUGAAGAGCACCGAUCCUUCUUCCAGCUAUUUUGUCAUCUUGAACUCUGCAGCCUUCUUCAGGGUGGGAAGCCAGCUAGAGGUGCUGGUUCAUGUGCAGGAUUUUCAAAGAAAGCCCAAGAAAUAUGGCGGAGACUACCUGCAGGCCAGAAUCCACUCCCCUAGGCUCCAGGCCGGGGCCGUGGGCAGAGUGGUGGACUACCAGAACGGGUUUUACAAGGUCUUUUUCACUCUGCUCUGGCCAGGUCAAGUUAAAGUGUCCAUAUCUCUGGUCCACCCCAGUGAAGGGAUCCGAGUUCUUCAGAACCUGCAGGAAAAGAAACCAGAUAGGGUCUAUUUCAAGAGCCUCUUCCGGUCAGGGAGGAUUUCUGAAACUACGGAGUGUAACGUGUGUCUUCCUGGGAGUCUUCCGCUCUGCAACUUCACAGACCUCUACACUGGCGAACCCUGGUUCUGCGUCAAACCAAAGAAGCUCCCUUGCAGCAGCAGAAUUAACCAUUUCAAAGGUGGAUACCUGAAGGGCCUCCUCACUGCUCCAGAGAAUGCUUUCUUCCAGAGUGGUGUCAAUAUCAAAAUGCCAAUCAACUCCAGUGGACCUGAUUGGGUGACUGUGAUCCCCAGGAAUGUAAAAGAAACCAACAGCCUAGGACUAUCUCAAGGUUUAGGAACUUUUCCUUCUGGUUAUUAUUACAAAGAUCAGUGGAGGCCCAGGAGGUUUAAGAUGCGCCAGUUUAAUGACCCUGACAACAUUACAGAAUGCUUACAGAGAAAAGUGGUGCAUUUCUUUGGUGACUCGACAAUCAGACAGUGGUUUGAAUACCUCACUACAUUUGUUCCAGAUUUAGUGGAGUUUAACUUGGGUAGCCCCAAGAAUGUGGGUCCUUUCCUGGCAGUGGACCAGAAGCACAACAUCCUGCUCAAAUACCGCUGCCACGGCCCACCCAUCCGCUUCACGACCGUCUUUAGCAGUGACCUCCGUUAUGUGGCCAAUGAGCUGAAUGGCAUCGUGGGAGGGAAGAACACAGUGGUCGCCAUAGCCGUGUGGUCUCAUUUCAGCACCUUCCCCUUGGAAGUGUAUAUCCGGCGGCUCAGGAACAUCCGUCGGGCUGUGGUCCAGCUCCUGGACCGAAGCCCUAAGACUGUGGUGGUCAUCCGGACAGCCAAUGUCCAAGAGCUGGGGCCUGAGGUUAGCCUUUUCAACAGCGAUUGGUAUAACUUGCAGCUGGACACCAUCCUUCGGAAGAUGUUCUCAGGGGUUGGAGUAUAUCUUGUUGAUGCCUGGGAGAUGACCCUGGCCCAUUAUCUGCCCCACAAGUUACAUCCAGAUGAAGUCAUUGUGAAGAACCAAGUGGACAUGUUCUUGACCUUUGUGUGCCCCUUGGAGACCUAG